AAGAACAAGUUUAAACUCACGAUUUAAACAAAAUCUUAUAAAUUUACAAUAUUUGCUCAGUUGUUAGUGAAGAUCAUUGGAGACAACAUUAUAACUAGUCGAUGAAUUAAGAACAAAUUGAACAAUGAAAUCAAUAGCUCAAAUCACUGCUUUCGUACUAAUAACAUCACAAAUUACCAGCAUCACAUCUGAAAAAUCCAUCAAUGGAUAUAACAAAGAGAGAAAAUGGUACGAACUUGAUAUUGAUCUCACGACAUUUACAAUAAAAUCAGAUGAAGUGAUAUCAAUGAAAAACACAGAAGUUCUAGCUAAAGAAAGUAAAUUUGUUAAAGGAUUUUAUUUUGAACUUAACAAAAAUAUAGAAUACUUGCCUACAAAAAUACAUGAAAAAUUUCCAAAUCUGGUUGCAUAUGAUGGAUCUAAUCUAGCAUUAAAAGAAAUAAAAUAUCAAAAUUUUGAAAAACUUGAAGAGUUGCAGUACUUAACAUUGAAAGACCUAACUAAAUUGAAAAAUUUAACUCUACGAUCAAAUCAAUUAAAUUAUAUUGAUGAAGAAUUAUUUAAGAAUCUCGCAAGUUUGAUGCAUCUCGACCUUGACAAAAACCAAAUCAACUUUUUACCAAAAGGAAUAUUCAAAAAUAUGCCAGAAUUGCAAGAAAUUUCGCUCUCAGACAAUAAAUUACAAGAACUUGAUGGCGAUUCCUUCGGUAAAAAUAAGAAGCUUGAAACUAUUUGGCUUGAUGGAAAUGAUUUAAAAAUUCUAAGUGCGACUAUGUUUGAUGAUUUGGAUAAGUUGAAGGUUGUGUAUCUCAAAGGAAAUGAUUGUGUUGACAGUAACUUUUGUGCAAAUAGUGACUGCUCACUUAAGUUUUCGGAUAUGAAAACUAGGAUUAAAGAUUUUUGUAAAUUGACGGAGAUGAAGGAAGUGCAAUAAAAUAGGUAUUCAUUAGGAACGAAACUUUCUCUACGCUUAAGCUAUAUUUGAGGAUUGAUUGACACUAUUUCAACAAUAUAUUCCCUUAAAAUCAUCAACUAUCACCAAAUCCACUCGAAAAUAAUCCCAUAGCAAAACAGUGAAAACGAAGAAUAAAGCAUCAAUCUCAUAAGAUGUCUUUCACCACCCACAAGACCUAAACCGAAAAAAAAAAAUUCAAUCAAUAUUGACAUAAAACAAACAAAUCUUCACACUCAUGUUCGUCCUGUUCAAUUUUAUCAAAGGAAUUAUAGUGCUGUAUAUUGUGACAGGGACUCGAGAAAAUUGAUUAUAAAGGUACACAAAUGAACACAUCGACGAUACAUAUAUGUUUAAAAAAAUAGGACAUCAAUGUUCAAUAUAAAAAAUAAAAGCACAAGCAUGAAAACACGAAGCAGCACACACAUUGAAUGUCGAAAAAUGGAAAGGCAAGUGCUUGACAAAUUGAUUGAAAUAAAUUGAUUUGUGCUGCUUUCUGCUGCCACUUUUCCUGUAUUUUUAUUUUUUUUUUCUAUUUUGUUGUUUAUAUCUAGUCAGGAAGUAUUUUUACUUUUUUUUCGUGGGUGUGUUGAGUCAUUGUAAAUGAAAUGAAAAAAGCUCUUUUGUUUUAAAAAACAGGAGAUUUAGAUAUUUUGGGUCAAUGGAUGGAAAGUGUGUUGUUUGUGUAGAAGUGAUGCCAUCAUGGGGCCCUAAGGAAGUAUGUUUAACAGUUGAUAUGCAUUGUGUGGUAUUUAGCCAGAGCUUCUAUCUAGCUAGAGGGUAAAGAGGUCAUGUAGACCUGAACUCAAGCUAUCUUUUUCAUUCAAACCUAGCUGAUUCCUCCGAUUCCCAUCCACCGACCCAUCCUUUAUUUUUAUUUUUACGAUAAAAUUUUCAUUCUAGUUCUCAGCAAAAAAUACACAGAUUUAUUCCCACUUUUGUGUAUCUACUAGAAUGUAAAUAUAACACAUACCGGAUAUUUAUUUUAGGCUGCAAUAGUCACAAGCAAUGACAAUGCUGGAAUGUAGGAAAAUGAAAAAAAAAUUUAAAAGUCCAACACACAAAAAGAGGAAAUGGAAGCACACACAAAAAUUCAAAGAGUAAAGUUCGUUGAUUUUUUUUUCAUCAUUCUACACACAGGAAUUUCAUUGCCCUUUUCAUUUUCCUUUACGUGUACGAUGAAUGAGGAAGUGAAAACUUUUUUUUUUUCAAAUGAAAAUGUUCACACUUUUUUUUGUGUGUAUCGCAUUUUUUUUGCGUUUGUUGAGAUUUAUUGAUAGAGUGCUUGGGAUUCUUUCAAUCUUUCAUGUUGUUUUUAUAAACGCAUUUUCAAAAGGAACGAGGGUUUUGUCAGCUCUUUAUCUGCCUGACUGUCUAUAAUUCUUAUAUGUGGUUCUUAAUAGAACAUUUGAUAAAAUCUUUCUAAGCAACAAACGACGCUUCAUAAAAACAAAACAUCAUUAAAAUAGUUGUUGCUUGAAAAAUCUUUCAAACCAUUGGGACAGAGAUGAGUGGGAAUUUGAUAUGUUGUUUAUAAAACUAAAA
Chironomus riparius is the source of this 2497-nucleotide messenger RNA. The record is from the annotation of a GenBank genome assembly. NCBI's taxonomy places the organism in Eukaryota, Metazoa, Arthropoda, Insecta, Diptera, Chironomidae.